Molecule: messenger RNA, 972 nt
Organism: Ambispora gerdemannii
Lineage: Eukaryota; Fungi; Glomeromycota; Glomeromycetes; Archaeosporales; Ambisporaceae
Source: the annotation of a GenBank genome assembly
AUGUCAACUUCUGAAGUUCCAAAUAGUGUUCAAGCAUACAUUGACAAUGCUCUAAACAAUAAUUCAAUAAACAGUUGGUCUUUUAUUCUGGGUUUUUUACUGGGGCAAAUAACAGUUGUGUUGUUGGUUCUUGCUUUUGUAAAAUUCAUGCUAUUAGAAGACUCGAAGAACACAAAUAAAAAGCGCCCCAUUCUAUUUCCUACACCAUCAUCAUCUACAAAAUCAAGCUCAAUACCAUCUACGUCAUCUGCACCAUCAAUUAUUCUUUCCAAAACAUUCUAUGAUCCCAUUCAUCAUCUACCGGAAUCAACAGAUUGGUUAAAUGUUUUAUUGGCACAAGCUAUAAAUCUUUAUCGGGAUGAUGCUCAAACGAAUAAUCGGUUGCUACGCGUCAUUGAUGAAGCUUUGAAUAGCGGUCUUAAACCUGAUUUUGUGGGUCCGAUUCAUUUAACUAAACUUAAUCUUGGUGAAGAAUACCCUUUAUUUAGUAAUGCUAGAAUAAUGCCAAUAGGGAAGUUAGGAAGAGUGCGUGCAGAAAUUGAUUGUCAAUUUAAUGAUCAAGUGUCACUAGGAAUAGAUACACAAAUUCUUAUUAAUUGGCCGAGACCUCGAAUCGCAAUUUUACCUAUUUCAUUGAUGCUGUCUGUCGUCAAAUUUUCAACUACGUUAGCUAUUGAGAUUGUGAAUCCUCCUGAAACAUCAUCCUAUGUUGCUAUAUCUGCAUUGCCUGACUUUAUUCUAGAAUUUGACGUUCAAUCCUUUAUUGGAUCACGCACAAAACUUGAAAGUGUUCCAAAGAAUGAAAUCAAACCUUCAUUACGUACCAGAAUCAUUGCCAAUGAUUACUCUAUGAAUCAAGAAUCUGAACUUUUUCUACCACCCUCAACAUCCUCAAAUUCACGAUUUAUCUCUUCAAAGAUUAAUAAACCAGUUUCUGGUAUAGUAGGAAAAGAUCCACCUUUUAAUAACUAA